AAAGCAGAUUAUGCGUUAUUCCCGAUAGAUGUCACUGCAAACAACAGCAGUGACAUCUGACGGAAAAUUAAUGCAGAAGCUUGAUUAAACGGUUUAUUGGGAUAGGGGAUCGAAUUGAUGGUCGCGGCUCAGUAGUAUUCCAACUGAAGGGUCAAUUAUUAGGCGCUUUGCUCUGAAUUCUUCCAUUCAAUACUUGCUAAACAAAAUGACAAAAUGCGAGUGCAAAAAAUAGUAAGCAAGCGCUCGUUUAACUGCUUUGAACAAACAACAUUUGAAAUAAACGUAAGAACCAGUUGGCAGAAGACUCCUGUUCAGCAAGUCGCUGUUUCCCGAAGCUCAUUUUUCAAACGAGGAAGUCAUUAGUUUGAACUGAUUUAUCGACAUCGUACAUAUUUACCCGAAUAAAAAUGCACCAUCGAAGAACAACAAUGAAUUUUAUUGUUUUUUUUUCUAUUUUUGAGAUUUUUUACAUAGAAUGUUUUGUGAAUAAGAUCAUUUGACAAAUACAAUGCAACUACAAUAAUGUUGAUUGUUAUUGAUAUUAAAAUUGUAAAGUUCUUUUUAAUCGGGUUGACUUCUGGAUUUUAGCAUUCGUCCGGCAUCCUUUUGCUUUACGUCAGAACAUCUUCGAAAAACAGUUAUGAACAGUUACUCAUGGUUAUGCUUAAUUUUCGACAUUUAGCUCGGUUUCUGUUUUCUACCACCCAGAGUGGCAAAACUAUUUCGUUGUUUCCUGUGAGAUUAAAAGUAAUUAUCUUUCGCAAAUUAUUUGUCCGUUUCUUUGCUACCGAAUACGUGACUCUAUUCCAACUGUGACGUACAUUGUGUUGAAUAACAGCAGCAGCAACAAUAACAACAACACUACCACCAUCACCACCAGCAACAACAGUUUAAAUUCCGUGUUUCUGAAGCAAACAAAACUGAUAAUAUCAGCAUUUCUUGCGUUAACCACCUAGCAGCAGCCUGCAGCUAAAACCGUCCAAGAACACCUCUAACCAUCAUUAGCCUAACCGUCGGGAGUGCGGUUUCCGCAUCGGUUCAAUUAAUCAUGCCUAUUAUUAGAGACAUUUACUGUGAGAGGAACAAGUGCCAAUACCAACCUAAAAUGUAGUAUUUCAACUAUCACCAGACGAAAACAAAAAAGAAACCAUCAUAUAGUGCAAACAAAAUGUAUUCGACAACAUCAAGCUCAACGAAAAAUUCCGGUUCCAUCUAACCGUACUAAAAAAAAAAUCUACCAAAAAAAACGGGUUGUUGUCGUGCCUCCACAUCGACGACGACGACGACGGGCCGUUUGCUAGUGCGAAUUUGAAAUUUUGCGACGGAGAGAAAUCUGUUCGAUUAAGUGUCAAGUGUCAAGCCGGUUUCCGCAAUCGCGAAACACGGCAUCCAGUUAUGAAUCGCUAUUGGUGAAACAAUCGUAAAAAUUAAGACCACGCGGCUUCAAACUGGAUCCAACAAGUGACAGUAGUGGCAAGCGACAGUCACUAGCCGCAGCCGCCGCCGUCGAGAUGAACGUCUCGCAGGGUUACCCGGUCAAUCCGGAGGGAAUCGCGUAUCCUUCGCGGUACUACCACCACCGGGAGGAUUACCUGCAUCACCGCGGUGGUGGUGGUGGUGGUAGUGCUGGAUCGGUGGCAAUGAAUCACCACGUCGGCGCGGAUGAUGGUCCGUGUUACGAUCCGUCCACAAUGGGAUCCUACCCGGAGACGGGCGGGAAUCCACCGUACGGGUAUUCGCCUUCGCCGUACGACCCCGUCGACGGGCGGUUCAACUUUCCUGCGUACCACCCGGCAUCGAGUGGACCAGGACCAGGUGGUAAUCCGAGGGGACAUCCGGAGAUAGCGAUGAUUAAUCAUCGGGUCGGGGCGAGCUACGGCCAUUCGUUGCCGUGGUAUGGCGGAUCACCGCGGGCCUACCCGAUCCCGCCGGAACACAUGUACAAUAUGUAUCAUUUUGGCAGAUACGACUGUGAUGACUCCAAAGCUGCUUGUAAAAUCCUAAAUGGCCGUGAAGCGCGGAACCGAGCGGAAAAGAACCGCCGCGACAAGCUCAAUGGCUCGAUACAGGAACUGUCGGGCAUGGUGCCGCAUGUGGCCGAAUCGCCCCGCCGAGUGGACAAGACGGCGGUGCUCCGAUUCUCCGCCCAUGCCCUCCGGGUGGACUACGUUUUCGGCAGAGACCAAUCGGAGCAGCAACUGCAGCUUCAACAGCAACACCAAAAGGCAGCAAUGGUGCAGAAAACCGAGGUGCAGGACACGCUGUAUCGGAUGCUGAACGGGUUCCUGAUGACCGUAACCUGCCGAGGGCAGAUCGUGCUCGUUUCCGCGUCGGUCGAGCAGUUUCUGGGACACUGUCAGACCGAUCUCUACGGCCAGAAUCUGUUCAACAUGGUCCAUCCGGAUGAUCAGAAUUUGCUCAAACAGCAGCUGGUCCCUAGCAACAUAGUGAAUCUGUUCGAUUCGACUGGCGUGCCGUCGACGUCAGGUCGGUCCUCCACAUCAGCAUCGGCGGCGACCCCCAGCGCGGACGGGAGCAGCGAAGAUCAGCAGCGGAGAUCCCAGGAGGAGGAGGACGAAAUCGAUCGCAAGCUGCGACAGGAUCGGCGGAAAUUUUCUUUGAGACUUGCCCGAGCGGGACCGCGAUCGGAGCCAACGGCAUAUGAACUAGUCACGAUUGAUGGUUGCUUCCGGAGGGCGGAUUCCGCUCCACGUGGUGAACGACCGAGUGGUCCCUCCGGACUGCAGCUACUGCGAAGAGCGCGGGGCCGGGACGACGGGAUUUCACUACAUAGCAUUAAUGGGAAUGAUAUUGUGCUAGUUGCAAUGGUACGCGUGCAAAAGGUCCCAACCAUCUGUGAUCGUUUGAUUGAGGCUUGCAGGUAUGAGUACAAAACGCGUCAUCUUAUUGACGGAAGGAUAGUGCAAUGUGACCAUCGGAUAUCGGUCGUGGCGGGAUACCUGACUACGGAGGUCUCCGGACUGUCGCCAUUCACCUUCAUGCACAAGGACGACGUCCGGUGGGUCAUCGUGGCCCUACGGCAAAUGUACGACUACAGUCAAAACUAUGGCGAAUCCUGUUACCGGUUGAUGACCCGGACCGGAGACUUUGUCUACCUGAAGACCCGCGGUUACCUGGAAGUGGAUGACGCUUCCAAAAAAGUGCAAUCCUUUGUCUGCAUCAACACCCUAGUCACGGACGACGAAGGCCGGCAGCUUGUGCGGGAAAUGAAACGCAAAUUUUCCGUCAUCGUGGAGCAGGAAGAACUGCCCGACGAAAGCGACGAACCGGCCGUGGAAAAUCAGAAGCAAAUCGAACGAGCCGUACGGAAUCUGCUAACCAAUCUACACUCAGAAGACGACGAACCGGUUGAACAUUCAGCAAUUCCAUCCAUCGCAUCGCAUGAUUCGGAUGCACCCGGAAACUCGCAGCUCGCCAUAAUUGCACCAAGUUCGAAGGAGGUCAAGUCGGCCAUCGUCAAGAGCAUGAACGUGAUUGCAAUAGCUUCGAAGAAGCUGUCCAACGGAAGUAAUUCCCCGUUGAGGGAUUCUGGAUCCAGUCCCAAACCGAGGAACCACUCCAGCAGUUCACCAGGGAACAUCACAAGUGCCGCCGCCAUGCAACGUCCUUCCGUACUACAGAAAGCCCAAAGUCCCGCCUCGGAAUCCCGAGUGCCUCCCUUGCACGGCUCCGAUCAUGGUUUCAUUCAGCCCUUCUCUCCGGCCGGCAGCAGCAGCAGUAGCAGUAGCAGCGGUUCCGUUUUCUCUCCCGCAUCACAUUUCCAGCGGAACAGUCGAAGUCCGUUCGGUGGCAGCAUUCCGCCGACUUCACCGCCCGCCAUUGCUGCAGCUCCAUCGCCGUCCGGUUCGCGGAUCGUUGAUAACUCGGCAAACAGUCAUGUGCGGUCUACCAGCGUGCUGAAGCGAACCUACAGCAACAGCAGCAUUAGCACUUCCGAUGACACUACCGUCGGUCAUACGGCCGAUUACCUAGUGCUCAAACGAUCCAAAGCUAGUCCCCCCGGUCUGGAUGUCUGUAUGAACAGGCUGGCCAAUCCGGCAACAGAUCUCAUUACUAUGUUGCCCGAUGCGAUUCACGCGGUCGAUCAGUCGUUGCUGACGAUAGAGAGCGAGACGGCCAUUAUUCGGGGGCAGGUCAGCGGUUACGAGGACUUGCACAGCUCGCAGCAACGGUUGGACAGGAUAGCGGAAGAACAACAAGAGCAACGAGAAAUCCUACAGUCAAUUCAGCAGCAGUUCACCAGCCAAAUUCGGUCCAAUGGCGGCGGAGUCGGUAAUGGUGGUGGUGCUGCCAUGGUGGCAGGCAACGCCGCAAUCGCCAUCAACAACCUGCUAUCCAACGAUUCCGUGGACGAUCUGGUCGAUCCAGCGGCCAUCAUGAUGGUGGGAGACCUCCCGAGCGAUAAUUCCAACCUGAUGGCCGAGCUCGACGACAACGGUAGUCUUCUGGGGGUCGGCGGUGGUUCCCCGAUGGAAUAUUUUGGCUCCGUAAAUACCCCUCUGAUUUCGCCCACUACGACGGCCUCCGUCAUUACGUCCGGCCGAUCCGUGGCCGGCGGCGGUACGACAGCAUCGUAUUACCAUCAGGGUGCAGAUUUGCAUCCGAGUUAAUGGCAAGUUCGUCGCACGGUGUUGGUGGCGGUGUUUGCAUCAACGCAAUGUUGCUACUGCUGGAGGGAGAAUGACGAGCGAGCGAGCGAGCGAGCUUAUGGGUUCAAUUCUGAUGUCCCGGGUGGCAAUGAGUGUCGUAGUGUGUUUGUGUGUUUGUUACAAAUGGAACAGAAGAGAGUGUUUAUAUUGAUACUUUUUAGAGAGUCAUUUAAGUCCAAGAAAUACAAAGAAAUCAUGCUAAUCUAGUUUACACGAAGUUGUGCAUAUAGUUUUACGUGUUGUGUAAAUCGACGAUUAAGGCAAACGUGAGUGAUAUGAGUUUUUUUCACAUUGAAAUUGAUAGUAUUGUUCCCAUCCACAAAAUUUUUCCGCGUUACAUUAUUAAUGAGAUACACAUACCUAGGAGAUAAUCGAUGGCAAGAGAUAUAGCGAAUGAGUCUUAACUAAGUAAACAAAUGGUACUGUAAUCUGUAAGUUUGUUGGUAGUUUUUAAUGAGAAAAAGUGUUUUAUUAUGAUCCAUAUAUAUUUUAUUUAGUUUUUAAUUUCCUAGCUUUAAAACAUUUGCAAAACUAAAAUAAACCCUACACAAAAUGCAGGAUAAAUGGAAAACAAAAUUGUUUAACUAGUGCCCCGUGCACGUGUAACAUUAAUUUUAUCUGUACACUUUAUAGGAAAAAUGCCCGUUUCUAAAAGGGCACCAACAACUUCUAAAACUUCUACUAGUAAAAUUCCUUUCUGCACGAAAAUAAAGGAGGACUAUUAUUAUUAGUAUUGCCUAUAAUCGCAUUUCAGUCCCAUAUGGAAAGCAGGCAUUGGGAAAAUGGCAGUAGUUGUUACGAAUUAGAGGAAUCAGAGAUGAAUUAAUGCAAUGUUUUGU
Messenger RNA from Ochlerotatus camptorhynchus, 5509 nucleotides. Its product is annotated as basic helix-loop-helix ARNT-like protein 1. The record is from RefSeq and is a predicted model, not a curated record. Gene Ontology annotation, cellular component: nucleus; transcription regulator complex; aryl hydrocarbon receptor complex. Bases 1512 to 4631 code for a protein of 1039 amino acids. Gene Ontology annotation, molecular function: DNA-binding transcription factor activity, RNA polymerase II-specific; RNA polymerase II cis-regulatory region sequence-specific DNA binding; protein dimerization activity. Gene Ontology annotation, biological process: regulation of transcription by RNA polymerase II. The transcript has 10 exons. Lineage: Eukaryota; Metazoa; Arthropoda; Insecta; Diptera; Culicidae.